Paecilomyces variotii is the source of this 1366-nucleotide messenger RNA. RefSeq lists its product as hypothetical. NCBI's taxonomy places the organism in Eukaryota, Fungi, Ascomycota, Eurotiomycetes, Eurotiales, Thermoascaceae. The record is from RefSeq and is a predicted model, not a curated record. Bases 142 to 1224 code for a protein of 360 amino acids. The transcript has 3 exons.
GGGAUAUAUUCACAUCGUCUCAGAGCUGGUCUCUGAUAUCAAUUUAUUGUUCGGCCCUCUUUUCAUUGUAUAUAUAUACACAACCUCACGACGUGCUACGAACUGUUCUCCUACAUACCGAAGAGAAUUGUCAAAAACAACAUGAAGUCUGUUCAGAUUCUCGAGUUUCUCGCCUUCGCGGCCCUGUCUACUGCUCGACCGCUGGAUUCACGCCAUAUCAGCAACCUUGUGAACCGCGAGGUCCCACAGGAACACUCGCACGAAAAGAUCCUUACUUCUGUUGCGAGUUCUUUGAACCUGAACAACCCUGCUGGCAUUAAGGACCCUGUCUUUGCGCUGCUGGGAAACGCAGCUGCUGCGGCCGGUGCUGGCUCCAUCACUAAUCUCGACUGCCUUCAGCAAGAUGUCGCUGACCAGGCCUUCACCAACGCCAAGGCUGCUGGUGACGUCGAUGGAAUGACCAAUGCUCUUAUCUUCCGGACUCUCGAGAGAAACACUGGUUCCGUGGGUCUCAAGAGUGUCCUCUGCAACGAGACUGCUACGAAUCCUGAGAUUGCUGCUCUCUCCCAGCAUCAGGACCCUGCCUCCGAUGGCGCCGCUGCUACGAAUAAGCAGAUUGCUUUGAAUUUGGCUGUGCAGAUUGCCUCGAUUGGAGGUAACCCUCAACAGGCCAUUGACAGUGGCACUUUUGCCCCUGGUCAGAUCGGUGACCCUACUGCAGCCGGUAACACCUGUGACGACCAGAAUGACGCUCAAGGAUGUAUCUUCACACAGGAUCUCCUGGUGCCUGACGUUACGGCAGACGAGAUCAAUGCUGCUGUUUCAUCCGCAAGCGCUGCUCCCGCGACAGCCACGGCUGCCACGACCGCUGCAGUAAACACAGCUACUUCUACUGCUACUGAAAAUGUGGCUGCUGCUGUCCCUACAGGUACCGUGUCGGGUGAUCUGGGCUCAUGUGCUGGCGGCUCUCCGCUCAUUGUCUUCGGACCUGGCUUCGAUGGUCGUACGGAGGACUCCUUCGAGCCCGAAGAUGAAGCUACUUUCAACCAUGGCUCAGCAGAUAACAUCGCUAUCAUCGCUGACUUUAUCUGCGGCCAACUGAGCAGCAAGUGCAAGGCUAGUCAGGAUGUCGUUGACCAGUGCAAUGCUGGUAAGACGGCUGCGACGGCCUCGGGUGUUUCUGGUCAGGCUGCUGCUGAUGCGUUCAAUUCUGCUUUUUCUUGAAUCUCCUUCAAAAGAGUAAGAGUCAAAUUGGGUAAGGAUCGGGCCGAAAGGAGGAAGGAAUGAGUAUCGAAUGGCUUUUUUUGUUUUUCUUUUCAUGACAACUUCUUAGUGAAAUACAGUACAUGUAUGUAUGAUGGACACG